CAGAAGCAGGGAACGAACAAUCCCCUCCCGGACACGACCGCGUGUCAGCGUGCGCAAAGCUCACCCUCAUCGCCGCCGCCGCCGCCGCCGCUACCGCUCAACCCCAUCCCGCCGGCUCCGCCCUGCUCCAUGGCCGCCAAGUGGGCCCAGAAGACCGUCGUCAUCCCUGCCCAGCGCCGCGGCUGCCACCUCAUCACCCCCAAGGUUUUGAGGGAGAUUGAGGGCGAUCUCUCAGGGUUCAAGUGCGGCUUGGCGCAUCUGUUCCUGCAGCACACAAGUGCUUCCCUGACCAUCAAUGAGAACUAUGACUCUGAUGUACAGGCUGACACCGAAACAUUCCUUAACAAAAUUGUCCCAGAGGGCAGAUCUGCUCCUUGGAAGCAUACUAUGGAAGGACCGGAUGACAUGCCAGCACAUAUUAAAUCAUCAAUGUUUGGUUGUGCGCUGACAAUUCCUAUAACUGAUGGACAUCUCAACCUGGGCACUUGGCAGGGCAUAUGGCUGUGUGAACACCGUGAUCAUGCCAGCGCUCGUAAAAUAGUGGUCACCCUCAAUGGAAUCUAAACGGAGUAUUAGAAAGCUGGAGAAAGGAGGAAUGCUGGGCAGCUUUAAGCACCAGCAUGGAAAAUCAGGACUUUGAACAUGUCGUGUACGUGUCGUUGGUCCUGUGUAUGUAUGAAAUGAGUAGUGCAAAAUUUCAAUAAAUCGGGAGCCAGCAUGAUGAGUGGUCAAAAAUAUGGGACGUUCCCGGCUGUUUGAUUAGAAAACAUCGUGUCCAUGUAGUUGAAGAAGUCUUGUCUUUUUUAUCAUUAUAUAUGAAUGAGGAAAGAAACAUGCAUUUGCGUUU
Messenger RNA from Hordeum vulgare subsp. vulgare (domesticated barley), 847 nucleotides. RefSeq names its product UPF0047 protein YjbQ-like. The record is from RefSeq and is a predicted model, not a curated record. The transcript has 7 exons. Bases 130 to 564 code for a protein of 144 amino acids. NCBI's taxonomy places the organism in Eukaryota, Viridiplantae, Streptophyta, Magnoliopsida, Poales, Poaceae.